This is a messenger RNA of Triticum aestivum (bread wheat), 969 nucleotides long. RefSeq lists its product as uncharacterized. NCBI's taxonomy places the organism in Eukaryota, Viridiplantae, Streptophyta, Magnoliopsida, Poales, Poaceae. Gene Ontology annotation, molecular function: protein binding. The record is from RefSeq and is a predicted model, not a curated record. The coding region runs from base 49 to 969 and encodes 306 amino acids. The transcript is spliced from 3 exons.
UCGCUCCGCCUGAUCUGUGCCUGGAGCCUGGCGUCGUCGCACCGUACCAUGGGGCUGCUGGCACUCAAUCUGCUCAUGUCUAUGCAGCGGGAUCGGCGUCGCCGGCCGACUCAAGGCCGUAAUGGAUUGGUGGCUUCAUCUGUGGCCAAAAGGAAGGACUCAGCCUGCCUACAUGACGACAAUUCUCGAACUGAUAAAAGAUCGAGAUAUUCAGGACCACCCCUUCCAGAGGACAUAUGGCACUAUAUACAUUCCCUGCUUCCUCUGCGAGAUGCUGCACGUGUUGCAUGCGUGUCACAUUCAUUUAGAAGUUAUUGGAGACGUUUUCCCAAUCUCAGCUUAACUAGGGCAACCCUGGGUUUGAAAAGCGGGGUGUAUGGAAUGUCAUGUAAAAAAGCGAUAGAUCUUGCCAGGAAAACCAACCACAUUCUAGGAAACCACUCAGGCAUUGGCGUUACAACACUCAAGCUUGAAAUAUGUGAUUUCCCCCUUUUCAACACCUCCCGUGAUGAUCUCGAUCGUUGGCUUGGUAUUGCGGUUAAACCAGGGAUUGAAGAACUUGACCUGGGGUUUUGUUCUCAUGCAGCUAUGUACAACUUCCCAUUCUCAAUUUUACCUGUUGGGUGGGACAAGUCAAUUCGACAGCUUCAUCUCACCAACUGUGCCUUCCGUCCCACGGCUGGAGUUGACUAUUUAAGAAGCCUGACUAGUCUGGAUUUUGAUUAUGUGCAUAUUACAGAGGAUCAGUUAAGUCGCCUUCUUUCCAGUACAGUUCAUUUGGAGAAACUGAGACUCAUGGCAUGCAAUGAGUUAAUUGCUCUGGAGAUACCUAGCUUGCUGCAUCGGCUUAGCCACAUGGUAGUCAACAAUUGCGGAUAUCUGGAAGUGAUAAGGUGCAAAGCUCCUAAUCUCUGCAGUUUUGAGUAUAUGGGCGUCUUGCCACAACUAUCACUUGGUGAUUCAUUGUGA